AUCCGCAUUGAUAGUGCUGUGUGUUCCGGAAUCGAUUGCCACUAAACACUGCGGCACCGGACCGACCAAGUGUGCUUGUGGGUGUGCGUGGGUGUGCACUUUUUCUUGCCCAGUCUGACAGUGCAACUUGCGAGUCACACAGAUCGAUAAAAAAGGAACGGACCGGCCGGAUCGGCUGCAGGCAGCUGGCAGGACACUCUCAGAGUCCACGGCAAUUUUCAACCCGUCAUCUCCCGGGGCCAGGAUGACAUCAUUCUUCAACGUCGGUGCCCUCGGCGGCAAUCCGUUCUCGACGCCCGUCGGUCAAAAAAUUGAACAAGCGACGGACGCCAGUCUGGCUUCGGAAAACUGGGCACUGAACAUGGAAAUCUGUGAUAUGAUCAACGAGUCCUCGGACGGGGCGCGGGAUGCGAUGAAGGCGAUACGCAAGCGGCUGGCACAGAACGCCGGCAAGAACUACACCGUCAUCAUGUACACGCUGACGGUGCUGGAGACGUGCGUCAAAAACUGCGCCAAAGCGUUCCACGUGCUGGUGGCGAACAAAGAGUUCAUUCAGGAGCUGGUCAAACUGAUCGGCCCCAAGAACGAUCCACCGCCGAUCGUCCAGGAGAAGGUGCUCAGCCUCAUACAGAUCUGGGCCGAUGCGUUCCGCUCGCAGCCGGACCUGAACGGGGUGGUGCAGGUGUACCAGGAGCUGAAGAACAAGGGCAUCGAGUUCCCGCAAACCGAUCUCGAUGCGAUCGCACCGAUCUAUACACCGCAAAGGAGUGUCCCCGACGGAGCUCCGGCACCGGAGCCUGUGAACAAUCUGCCCGUUUCGCCACACCACCAUCCAUCACAAACACCCGGAUCGCCAGCGAUGCCACCACCGUCGUCACUGUCGCAGGAUCAGAUCGCAAAGCUGCAAUCGGAGCUGGACAUCGUGGCCAUGAACAUGUCGAUCUUGGGCGAAAUGCUAACCGAGCUAAAGCCGGGCCAGGAGGAUCCGGCCGACUACAAGCUGCUGGUGGAUCUUACGUCAACCUGUCGGGAAAUGCAAAGCCGUAUCGUCGAUCUGAUCGGGAAGGUACAACACGACGAGCUGACGGCGGAGUUGUUGCGAUUGAACGACGAGCUGAACAAUCUGUUUCUGCGGCACGCACGGUACGAGAAGAACCGUGAUCCAAAGAGCGCUGCGAGUGCCACACCGUCGGCCAUACUGGGUGCCGCGCUUGGUGCUGUACCGCCCGGUGGCAGUGAAAAGCGCGACUCAUCGCUGAUCGAUCUGAUGGGUGACGAUGCGCUCGGGGCCAGCGGUGGUCAGCCGAAUGCCGCGGACAUUAUCAGCUCGCAGCUGGCCGGACUUAGUAUGGCCGCCGGCGGGGCGACGGCUUCGUCACAGUUGGCGCAACUGACCAGCGUAUCGGCGCAGUCCGGAUCGAUCACUACACCAAAGUCCAGCAGCAACUCACGCACCACCACCAUUCCGCCGGAUGUCGUAUCGGAUGAGUUCGAUAUGUUUGCCCAAUCGAGAAACACAACCGGAGAAAAAGAUGCGCCCAAGCUGGAUCUAGUCGGGGCCACGGCAGGGAGCAGCACCUUGGCCACCAGGGAGCAGGCGGAGUUUGAUGAGAUGGAACAGUGGCUAGGAAAUCCGGACGAAAUCGAUAGCCUCGAGGCACACAUGGCAGCGGCAGCGGGCGCAACCGGUGGCAUGGGCACCGGGGCGGAAGAAAGUCUAACGAGUAAAGAGUUUGAAAAGUUCCUGGCGGAACGGGCAGCCGUGGCCGACAAUCUACCGACGAUCAGUGGCGGCCCGGCAGGUAGUACGGGAGGCACCAGCAGUCCGGCGACGGCCGCGAAGGAUCGUAAAAAGAAGCCCGACGAAAGUGAUGUAGUACACAACAUAGUAGCCAUGGCACUGUCGCUAUGCAGAAUCCACGUCCUCAACACAACAGCCACCCGGCUAAGGGGGAGAAUUUUGGCCCGUGAAAUAUCGAAGGUGCUGGCAUGCAGAUACUCGACGCAACAGCGGACCAAAAUUUACGGCAGCGCGGACGAAGCGAUCGCCGACAUUCCGGAUGGUGCCAAGCUGCUUGUCGGUGGGUUCGGAUUGUGUGGCAUCCCGGAGAAUCUGAUCGCCGCACUCGUGAAGAAGCGCACGAAAGAUCUCACCGUCGUGUCCAACAAUGCCGGUGUCGACACAUUCGGACUCGGACUGCUGCUGAAAGAGAGGCUAAUCAAGCGUAUGAUCGCUUCGUACGUCGGUGAGAAUGCUGAAUUCGAGAGACAGUAUCUUUCGGGCGAGCUCGAGCUGGAACUGACGCCCCAAGGAACGCUGGCCGAGCGCAUUCGGGCCGGUGGGGCCGGCAUCCCGGCCUUCUUCACUCCUACCGCCUACGGAACGCUCGUGCACGAGGGUGGUUCUCCGAUCAAGUACGGCGCCGGUGGUGGUACGGUAGAGAUCGCGAGUGAACCGCGUCAGAUGCAACUGUUCAACGGGAAGCCGUACAUCAUGGAGGAAGCGAUCACCGGUGAUUAUGCGCUCAUUAAGGCUCACGUUGCCGAUGAGGCAGGCAAUCUGAUGUUCAACAAAUCGGCCCGCAACUUCAAUCCGCCAAUGUGCAAGGCGGCGAAGGUGACGAUCGUCGAGGUGGAAGAAAUCGUUCCGGUCGGUCAGCUCGAUCCGGACCAGAUUCACAUGCCGAGCGUGUUUGUGCAUCGCAUCAUCCGUGGGCCAUCGUACGAGAAACGCAUCGAACGGUUGCGCGUACGGGACGCCAAAAAGUCCGCUUCGGUCGUUUCGUCGACGCCGGCCGCGAAAAUGCGGGAGCGGAUCGUGAAGCGCGUCGCGAUGGAGUACCGUGACGGUAUGCACAUCAACCUGGGCAUCGGAAUCCCGGUGUUGUCGUCCAACUUCAUCCCCCAGGGAAUGACGGUGCUGCUGCAGUCGGAAAAUGGAAUCCUCGGUCUCGGUCCGUUCCCGGAGAAGCACGAGGUCGAUCCGGAUCUAAUUAAUGCGGGCAAGGAAACGGUCACCGUACUGCCGGGUGCUUCGUACUUCUCAUCCGACGACAGCUUUGCCAUGAUCCGCGGUGGACACAUCGAUAUUACUGUCCUCGGUGCGAUGGAAGUGUCACAGUACGGCGACCUAGCCAACUGGAUGAUUCCGGGCAAGCUGGUCAAGGGUAUGGGUGGUGCAAUGGAUCUGGUGGCAGCCCCUGGCACGAAGGUAAUCGUUACGAUGGAACACAACGCCAAGGAUGGUUCCCACAAAAUCUUAGCCAACUGUAACCUCCCAGUGACCGGUAAGAACUGCGUCGAUAUGAUCGUCACUGAGAAGGCCGUGUUUAGCGUGGAUAAGGAGCGAGGCCUCACGCUGGUCGAGCUGGCCGAGGACUGCACGGUGGAGGAGGUGAUCACUAGCACCGGGUGCGAGUUUUCCGUUUCGCCCGAUCUGAAGAAAAUGGCACAGGUUGACGAUGCGUGAUGACCACCGAGACCAGCAGAGAGAGCAGAACGGGCAGAAGAGGCCGUUUCACCCUUAGCGGAGUGGCAUUUAUUUGGCGAGAUCCGUGUGCCAUCGGUGUGGAUGUCGGCAGCAAGAAACUCCCUCCCGGUUGUUCCCGUUUUGAUUUUAUGUUUGUUUUUUUUUCUAUUCUGAUCGCUUGUGAAUUUAACGGUUUAAGAAACGUCGGGCAAUUUUGAUCGUUCGUUUGCUAGGUUUAUGUCGUACGUGACGCUAAACGUAUCGAAGUCAAUAAAAAGGAAAAAAGGUCUCGUGGAUGCGGACGAGAAUAUGCACAAA
Anopheles cruzii is the source of this 3787-nucleotide messenger RNA. RefSeq lists its product as uncharacterized. Gene Ontology annotation, cellular component: mitochondrion. Gene Ontology annotation, molecular function: ubiquitin binding; phosphatidylinositol binding; succinyl-CoA:3-oxo-acid CoA-transferase activity. The record is from RefSeq and is a predicted model, not a curated record. The coding region runs from base 245 to 3469 and encodes 1074 amino acids. The transcript is spliced from 12 exons. Lineage: Eukaryota; Metazoa; Arthropoda; Insecta; Diptera; Culicidae.